ACUGAUUAGAGAGAGAGAGAGAGAGAAUGCUCAUGAGUAGUAUUUAAUAACAUGUGCUUGUGUUGUUCAUAAUUUGCUGUCUCGCCUUGGUCCAUAAGAGGUGCCUUACUACCAUUUCUCUCUCAAAGCUCACCUCAGCUCUGUCAUCCUGCUGAAGAAGAAAACAUGCUUAGGGUCAUGUCUAUGUCGAGAUCCUUGCUUCUUCAAACUCUCAGCAAGAAGUUCUCUACCCAAAUAGAAAGGAAACUAGAAGGCAAGGUAGCAGUGAUCACUGGGGCAGCAAGUGGCAUAGGGAAAGAAACGGCAGCCAAAUUCAUUAAUCAUGGAGCCAAAGUAGUCAUCGUCGAUAUACAGAGGCAGCUCGGCCAAGAAACCGCAAGUGAGCUCGGACCAAACGCCACAUUUGUGCCAUGCGACGUAACAAAAGAAUCUGAGAUUUCCGACGUAGUGGACUAUGCCGUUUCCCGACAUGGACAGCUCGACAUAAUGUACAAUAAUGCAGGGAUAGCUUGUCGAACUUCGCCAAGCAUAGUUGACCUUGACCUUGAACGAUUCGACCGUGUCAUGGCCAUCAACGUACGAGGCGUAGUGGCAGGAAUCAAACACGCUGCUCGUGUGAUGAUCCCGCAGGGUAGCGGUUGCAUUCUGUGCACAGCUAGUGUCACCGGGGUGAUCGGAGGACUCGCGCAACCUACUUACUCAACGUCCAAAUCAAGCGUGAUAGGAAUUGUGAAGUCUGUGACAGCGCAGCUGUGCAAGCAGGGAAUAAGAAUCAAUUGCAUAUCUCCAUUUGCUAUUCCAACACCCUUUUCAUUGGACGAGAUGAAACAUUACUUCCCAGGGGUGGAACCUCAGGACCUUGCUAAAAUCUUACACAGUGCUAGUGAGCUCAAAGGAGCAUAUUGUGAGCCCAUUGAUGUAGCCAAUGCUGCUCUUUUCUUGGCUAGUGAAGAUGCUAAGUUUAUUAGUGGCCACAACUUGGUGGUAGAUGGUGGUUUCACCUCGUUUAAAAGUUUAAACUUAGCAGAUCAAGUGCAGUAACGUUCCAUAUAUUGAUAUGGCAUUUGAUUCUUUUCUAGAGUUUUUUUGUUAAAUCACAUGCAUAGCCUCAGGGUGCACAAACUAGUUUGGGCUGAAUAUAGCUGAAUAUAGGCAAAUUAACCUUUAA
Molecule: messenger RNA, 1168 nt
Organism: Nicotiana attenuata
Lineage: Eukaryota; Viridiplantae; Streptophyta; Magnoliopsida; Solanales; Solanaceae
Product: short-chain dehydrogenase reductase 3c-like
Exons: 4
Coding region: 166-1041 (291 amino acids)
Source: RefSeq, a predicted model, not a curated record